This is a messenger RNA of Spodoptera litura, 1390 nucleotides long. RefSeq lists its product as uncharacterized. The record is from RefSeq and is a predicted model, not a curated record. NCBI's taxonomy places the organism in Eukaryota, Metazoa, Arthropoda, Insecta, Lepidoptera, Noctuidae.
CAGACUAUCAGAGAUAUCUUUGUUGUUUUGUGGUUUAUAUACAAUAAUUUAUUUAUAAAGCAUAUUAUAAUGAGUAUAAUUAAGCCGGCUUUAUCUCCAAACUCAUCUUUAGCAACGUCUCAAUAUGAUAGUCACGACGACACCGAACCAAAUAAGAUUAAAGUUUAUCUUAAAGAAAGAUUGAAGUCACGGAUUUUUUUGGGACGUUAUGUAGAAAGAAGACUUGCAGACAAGCGUAUCGGAUACCGUGACGUCGUUGUCAUCAGCCCCGCUGAGGUGGAGUUAAAAAAGGAUUUGUUAGAGGUACAGCACAAGUUAAUUAAAAUAUGCCCCAGCACACAUUGGAUAGGUAUUACAGACACAGAAGCUAUGGGUUCUACAAAUGGCGUUUGCUUGUGGACAGAAAUAGAUAACCAACCUUUUGGUCCAUUUUGGUUCCAAAUUAAGAGUUUAAAGUUCAGAGAUGAUGAAGUUAUGGUGACAUUAAAAUGUUUGAGACAUAUAUCUGAUGCAUUUUUAGAAGUAGAACCAAUCUUAACUGGGGCUGUGAAGAAAUGUAAAGCCAUUGAUUUGUCAGACAAAAAACUGGAAAACAGUGUUGCAUCUCUAAAUGAAACUUGUACUGAUAUUGUUGACACACUAAAAGGUGUUUUAUCAAUAAGCAAUGUAAAGGAACUUGUAACAUUUUUGUUUGCUUUCAUUAUUGCUAUCUUCACUGGAAGUACUUCAUUUGUAAAUUUUCUUGGAAACUUUAUUUUAGCUUUGAUCAGAGAAAUUUCUAUCUUAGUAAAGAACUCCACACCUAUGUUCCUUGGCUUGUUGGAUUUCUUUAGCAAAAUUGUUGGAGGCUUUUAUAUUCUGUUGGCAAUGUUAUUCAGACAAAGUGCUCCAGCUCCAUCAAAUAAAAGAACAGUAGGGGUUUAUGAUAGAUCACGGAGAAGUUAUGAACGAUAUGAUGAUGGUCAAUUUGAUUAAUUCUUAAGUAAUUGAAUUGAUAUAACUUAUUUGUUAGCAGAUCUAUAUUUUUAUUAAUGUUUCAUGCUUUCAUAGUCUUUUAUUAUUUGACUUUUUGGUAGAGUUAAAUAUUUACUUUAGAUCUCAUUUAUUUAUAUAUAAAAAUACAUCUCAUUGUGGUAAAUAUAUGAUUAGAUACAAAAUGCUAAUUUAUUCUAUUACCUUGCAAUGGUAAUAAUAAUAAAAUAUUUAACUCUUGUUAUAAGUUAAUUUAUUUAAGCCAAAUAUUACCAAGUCACCAAAAAUGCUUUGAUAACUUACCUACUAAUCAUUCCAAAUGCAUUUACAGAUUGUAAUAAGCUCAGGUUUAUGCUUUGAAUAAAAAACUAAUUUUGUAUUCAAAUCUUUAUUAAAAUAAAUAUGUAAAUUGUUACAA